Sarcophilus harrisii (Tasmanian devil) is the source of this 681-nucleotide messenger RNA. RefSeq names its product dispanin subfamily A member 2b. Bases 134 to 475 code for a protein of 113 amino acids. The transcript is spliced from 2 exons. NCBI's taxonomy places the organism in Eukaryota, Metazoa, Chordata, Mammalia, Dasyuromorphia, Dasyuridae. Gene Ontology annotation, cellular component: plasma membrane. The record is from RefSeq and is a predicted model, not a curated record. Gene Ontology annotation, biological process: response to interferon-alpha; response to interferon-beta; negative regulation of viral genome replication.
ACCUUCGCUAACUCACAGGAACCCUUCAACUUCCCUGCUGCGCUCACGGGUGCUGCGAGUCUCCGAAGAAGCCCUACCCUGUGCGUCCGUCUGAAGCUGUCCAAGUUCGUCUCCGAGCCCGCCAGUCCGAGCCAUGUCUGACCACACAGUCAUCCCCAUGCAGGGCGGGGAACCCGCGAAGGGGCUCACUUCGAACCCUCCUCGGGACUACCUGCUGCUCUCCCUCUUCAACAUGCUGGUGUUGGGGAACCCUUGUUGUCUCAGCUUCGUGGCGCUCGUGUAUUCGGUCAAGUCCAGGGACCGGAAGCUGCUUGGGGACAUGAACGGGGCCUCGAGCUAUGGAAACACCUCCAAACAGCUGAACAUUGGCGCCAUUGUCCUGAACGUGUUGGUCCUUAUCAUCUUCAUCAUCUUAUUUUUUGUUUACAUGGUUCCUUUGAUUCGGUACAUGGCGAGCCAUCAGGGGCGUUACUAAGCUCCCACCCUUCCCUCCUCAGGGACCCCUGCAUUCUGUCCCAGUCCUGCUUCCAUAGAUGCCCACAGUAGGCCCAUCCCCUCGACUAGCCCUACUCCCUCAUCCCAGUGGGACAGUCCCUAUGGCCCUUCCCUCCCGUAGAUGCCCAGAAUUCUCAGUAUCUGGUCAGAAUGGGUAUUAAAUAAACGAGUGAUUCGGUUUCUGCC